GGGGGUCUUCACCGGGACCCAAGAUCUCGAAACCUACGAUCACCACUCAGACCACCACCACCACCACCACCAUCAACACCACCACCACCAACACUACGCCAUCGAACAACAGAGGGACAUGGCUAGUAGCAGGAACAGUCCAAUAAUCCAACAGGCAACGAUGGGCUCGAAAAUCUUGGACGGAUACAUGCGAAACCGACCAUUCUUCCAAAAACUAUUCAUGAGCUCAUUUGCCGUUUACAUCGUCCUAGCCACCACCUCCGGCUUAAGACCCAAGAAACGAAACCAAAAACUUGCACCACCUUCGUCAAGUCAGGAUCCUAAACAACAAGUCUCAUCAAAUGAUCCCAAAGCAAUCGGCUCAGUCGGUCGAAGCGCUAAUCGGAAAAGAGCCGCAGCUAGGGUCGAGGUGGAUGCUAAAUUCUUCGCAAGACUUAAUCGCCUCUUGGCUAUCGUCAUCCCUAGUUGGAAGAGUAAAACCGCAUCGCUGCUCGUCAUCCAUUCCGCUUUUCUCAUCUUUAGAACCGUGCUCUCUCUCUAUGUGGCUAGUUUGGACGGGCAGAUCGUCUCCGCUUUGGUUCGUGGAGAAGGCAUCCAAUUCUUAUCUCGGCUGGCAUUAUGGAUGUCGAUCUCGAUUCCAGCGACGUAUACGAAUUCGAUGCUAUCAUAUCUACAAUGCAAGCUAUCGAUAGCCUACCGGAGUCGACUGACCAACCGGAUCCACGACAUGUAUCUCUCAGACACGACGUUCUAUGGGAUCAAUAAUCUCGACGAUCGGAUCGCCAACGUCGACCAACUGAUCACCGUCGAUGUCGCCAAAUUCUCAGACUCGCUCGCUGAGAUCUACAGUAAUCUCGCCAAGCCUGUCUUGGACGUCAUCCUCUAUAAUUGGCAGUUGAGCAAAAACGUGGGGCUUGAAGGCCUUAUCGGCCUCACCAUCAUCGUUCAGGCUUCUGCUGCAUUACUGAGAGCUGUGACACCAUCAUUUGGAAGAUAUGCAUCAGAGGAACAAAAGUUAGAGGGCGAGUUCCGGUUUACGCAUUCCAGAUUGAUUGAGAAUUCGGAAGAGAUCUCGUUCUACAGCUCGCAUCGCUCGUACGAGAUCGAGAAGAACAUCAUCGAGCGCUCAUACUUCAGUCUGAUCAAACAUAUCAACUGGGUGUACAAGGUCAGACUAUGGCAUGGGAUGGUUGAGGAUGGGAUCAUCAAGUGGGUCUGGGGCUCCCUCGGCUUGAUGAUCUGCAGCAUCCCGGUCUUCUUCAACAUCAAUCCUCCUCCCGUCGGCGUCGUCGGUGAGGCGAUCAAAAAGGCGCUCCCUGAUAGUGACAUGGGAGGCCGAACCCAGGGAUUUGUCACCAACCGUCGUCUCUUGUUGUCCGCUUCAGACGCCUUCGGUCGGGUGAUGUACUCGUAUAAAGACGUGAGUGAAUUGGCCGGCUAUACCGCUCGCGUCUCGGAACUGUUCGAUACGAUGGAAAGCAUCAAACGUGGCCAAUACGAGAAACGGAAGGUCGGCUCGGCUAAUACUGAUGACUCCCAAAAACUGCUCCAAAAUCGCGGCCAAGUCGUCGAAUCUGAGGACGAUAUCAUCUUCGAUCAGGUCCCUAUUAUCUCUCCCAAUGGAGACGUGUUAGUUAAGAGUUUAAGUUUCCACGUGAAACCAGGCCAACACCUAUUAAUAGUAGGUCCGAACGGCUGUGGGAAGUCGUCAUUAUUCCGAAUCCUGGGGGGAUUAUGGCCGGUGUAUGGAGGCGUGGUGACGAAGCCGGCCUCCUCUGAAUUCACCUACAUCCCGCAGAGGCCUUAUCUGUCCUUGGGCACCCUCCGGGACCAGUUGAUCUACCCCGACUCGAAGGAACAGAUGGCCAGACGCGGGGUCUCCGACGAGGAUCUGCUCCGGAUCCUCGCGAUCGUCGACUUGGACUCGAUCGUCCAACGCGAAGGCGGUUGGGACGUCGUCAGGGAGUGGAGAGAUGCGCUCAGUGGCGGCGAUAAACAACGUCUGGCUAUCUGUAGACUUUAUUAUCAUUGUCCUAAAUACGCUAUUCUCGACGAAUGCACCUCCGCCGUCACCCUGGAUGUGGAGAAGAUCAUGUACGAACAUGCGACCUCACUCGGGAUCACUCUCUUGACGGUCUCGCAUCGGCCCUCGUUAUGGAAAUACCACAAGUAUAUCUUGCAAUACGACGGCGAGGGCGGAUAUUGUUUCACUCAAUUGGACGCUGAGAAACGGUUGGCUUUGCAGGAAGAGAAACAAGCGUUGGAGCAGAAGUUGUUGGAGAUCCCCAAGCUGGUGGCCCGGCUCGAUCAGCUCAAUGAGACUCGACUCAAGGAUCAGGACCUUCAUCAUCAAUGAUCGUCGGAUCUUACUAUCAGUAUGGCCUCGUUCUGCUCCGAUCCGUCUCCUUGGUGGUUGUUUGUAAUGAAUU
Messenger RNA from Puccinia graminis f. sp. tritici CRL 75-36-700-3, 2429 nucleotides. Its product is annotated as ATP-binding cassette, subfamily D (ALD), member 2. Gene Ontology annotation, cellular component: peroxisomal membrane. The coding region runs from base 119 to 2356 and encodes 745 amino acids. The record is from RefSeq and is a predicted model, not a curated record. Gene Ontology annotation, molecular function: ABC-type transporter activity; ATP hydrolysis activity; ATP binding. Lineage: Eukaryota; Fungi; Basidiomycota; Pucciniomycetes; Pucciniales; Pucciniaceae. Gene Ontology annotation, biological process: peroxisome organization; fatty acid beta-oxidation; long-chain fatty acid import into peroxisome. The transcript is spliced from 10 exons.